Mus musculus (house mouse) is the source of this 5730-nucleotide messenger RNA. RefSeq names its product ral guanine nucleotide dissociation stimulator,-like 1 (gene Rgl1). Gene Ontology annotation, biological process: small GTPase-mediated signal transduction; signal transduction. The record is from RefSeq and is a predicted model, not a curated record. The transcript is spliced from 18 exons. Bases 1945 to 4245 code for a protein of 766 amino acids. Lineage: Eukaryota; Metazoa; Chordata; Mammalia; Rodentia; Muridae. Gene Ontology annotation, molecular function: guanyl-nucleotide exchange factor activity.
UUUUUUUUUAAUUUUACUAUAGAGUAUCAUUAAGUGGUCCCUGUUGGCCUUGAAUUUAUGAGGCUAAGGCUAACUAACCUUGAAUUUGUAAUCCUCCUGCCUCAGCCCCUGAGGUCCUGAGUAGUGGAGAUUACAGAUGUGCACCUCAGGUUGAGCUUAGUGUUUAUGCUUUGCUGUUUAUGUCUAACCCUGCUCAGACAGCCACAUAGGUAAGGCAGAGAAUACAAACCAGGUAAACUGACCAUUUCUUCAAAAUGUAGUUUUCACUUAGACUUUACAAAUGCAUUUGCUUCAGUGGCCUCCCAGCUCGGCUUUACUAUCGUCACUCGUAUGAAAACAUUUUGAUGCUUUGUCUUCUCGGUUUGUUGUAGUUAUUUUUGUUCUGUAUGUUAUGUGUGUACAUGUGUUCAGCUGUGUAUACUCCUGUGGAGGUCAAAGAUUGACUUUGCAUAUUUUUCUUUCUUUUUCUUUUUUUCUUGCUUGCUUGUUUGGUUCUCUGAGACAGGGUUUCUCUGUGUAGCCCUAGCUGUCCUGGAACUCAGUCUGUAGACCAGGCUGGCCUUGAAUUCCGAAAUCUACCUGCCUCUGCCUCCCAAGUGCUGCGCCACCACUGCCCAGCCACCUCCAUGAAUUCACACAUAAGUUUUGGGGAUCCAGCAGGCACUUUACCCACUGAGCUAUUUCUUCAGCAGUCUGGCUUUGAAGUUCAAAUAAGCUCAGACCCUGUUUGAUCAGAUGGAACCUGUGAAUUUCCUUCGGGAACUGUGUCCUGGGUGGCAAAUGUUUAAAAGCUUCAGUGUGGCCCAAGGUGGGCUAUGGCUUUGUUUAUGCCCCCGUUAUCCAGUGGCUAGCAGCCCUGGGGCAGCUCUGGCACAUGGCUUUAGACUGUAGUUUUUGUUCUUUUAAUCAGCUCUCACUAUGUAGUUCCUUGCUGGCCUGGCCUGGCCCCUGCCAUAUACACCAGGCUGGCUUUGAACUUGCAGAGGUCUGCCUGCCUCUGCCUCCUGAGUGUGGGGAUUAAAGAUGUGUGUCACAGCUGGCCUACGUUGUAGGUCUUUGUUCAUCUCUGAAGUUGCUUUAACCCAAGGAUUGGGUGUUUGCCUCAGCUUCCUCCUUAGGAUUGCAUUCCCUGAUGUAACUGAAUCCCUCCAAGGCUUCCUAGGCUUCGAAUUGCUUUGCUCUGGGAAGCUGGUUCGAGCCCUUGGCAAAGGACAAAUGUCUUGGAACAUAAGACUAUUUGCUGAAAAUCUUGCUUGUAAGUCCUCCCUGAACCUCCUCGGCCAAACUCAUCAGUCUGCUAUCAAAGCUUGUUACGCCUAAGCCUAAUUUUGUACCCUUAAGUAUUGUGCCUUUUGUGUGGCUCACUGCUGAGCGACACCAAGCUCUCGACUCCCAGUUAUAGUCCCAGUUUACCAGAGAAAAAUGCUGUGCCACAAUACAAGUGAAAAAAAGGAAGGCUUGUAAGAUGAUGUUGUGUGUGUAACAAACGCGCCAGAAAGACUAGCAGGGGCCCAGAGAGAUGGCACAGGGUGUGUGUGUGUGUGUGUGUGUGUGUGUGUGUGUGUGUGUGGGUUGGCUCUCCAGAACCAACAUAAAAGCAGGGCAGCCUAUUUGUAAUCCUGGAGCUCAAGGGAGACAAGAGAAUCCUGGGCAAGAUGUCGUGCCAGACUAGCCAAAAUGGCAGGCUCCGGGUUCUGUGAUAGAGCCUGUCUCAGAAAACAAAGGUGGAGAGCAGUGGAGAAAGACAGUAGAGGUCAGCCUCGGGCCUCCACGUUCCUGUACGCACAGAUGCAGACACACUCCACCACGUGCUCACACAGUAUGAACAGGGCACACACGCUCGACACAUGCACUUGGAACAGACAGAAGGAACAGUGAUGCCCCCCAGCAAUCGGAAGACCAACUGGUACAGAUUCGUAAUGCCUCCUGCUUACCUCUUUCAAGAUGGAGGGGACAUCUGUGGGAGAGCCUACUCAAGUGGUGUCUAAAGUCAAACUUUCCACAAAAGGAGAAAACACAGGACACUGGCUGGUGGAUGAUCAUGCUCGAAUAUGGGAAGUUUUGAAGACAGAGGAGGUUGAAGGGGACCAGCUGCCUCCAGGACACACAGUCAGUCAGUACGAGACCUGCAAGAUCAGGACCAUCAAAGCUGGUACGCUGGAGAAGCUUGUGGAGAACCUGCUGACGGCUUUUGGGGACAAUGACUUUACCUACAUCAGCAUCUUUUUGUCGACAUACAGAGGCUUUGCCUCGACUAAGGAAGUGCUGGAGCUGCUGCUGGACAGGUAUGGAAACCUGACAGGCCCAAACUGUGAAGACGAUGGAAGCCAAAGUUCACCCGAGUCCAAGGCCGUGAUCCGGAAUGCCAUUGCUUCCAUCCUGAGGGCCUGGCUUGACCAGUGUGCGGAAGACUUCCGGGAGCCCCCUCACUUCCCUUGCCUUCAGAAGCUGCUGGAGUACCUCAAACAGAUGAUGCCUGGCUCUGACCCAGAGAGGAGAGCACAGAACCUUCUUGAACAGUUUCAAAAGCAGGACGUGGAUUCCGACAAUGGACUUCUCAACACCAGCUCCUUCAGCCUGGAAGAGGAAGAGGAACUGGAGAGCGGAGGGUCAGCAGAAUUCACGAACUUCUCAGAAGAUCUCGUGGCAGAACAGCUGACCUACAUGGACGCACAACUAUUCAAGAAGGUAGUGCCUCACCAUUGCCUGGGCUGUAUUUGGUCUCAGCGGGAUAAAAAGGAAAACAAGCAUUUGGCUCCUACGAUCCGUGCCACCAUCUCUCAGUUUAAUACGCUCACCAAGUGUGUUGUCAGCACCGUCCUGGGGAGCAAGGAACUCAAAACUCAGCAGCGAGCCAGAGUCAUCGAGAAGUGGAUCAACAUUGCUCACGAAUGUAGAAUCCUGAAGAAUUUUUCCUCCUUGAGGGCCAUCGUUUCCGCACUGCAGUCUAAUUCCAUCUAUCGGUUGAAAAAGGCUUGGGCUGCUGUCCCGAAGGACAGAAUGCUGAUGUUUGAAGAACUUUCAGAUAUCUUCUCUGAUCACAAUAACCAUCUAACCAGUCGGGAGCUACUAAUGAAGGAAGGAACUUCAAAAUUUGCAAACCUGGACAGCAGCGUGAAAGAAAACCAGAAGCGGACCCAGAGGCGCCUGCAACUGCAGAAGGAUAUGGGUGUGAUGCAGGGUACCGUGCCUUACCUGGGCACCUUCCUGACUGACCUGACCAUGCUGGACACUGCCCUGCAGGACUACAUUGAGGGUGGACUGAUCAACUUCGAGAAAAGAAGAAGGGAAUUUGAAGUCAUUGCCCAGAUAAAGCUCCUACAGUCUGCUUGCAACAGCUACUGCAUGGGCCCAGACCAGAAGUUUAUCCAGUGGUUCCAGAGGCAGCAGCUUCUAUCAGAGGAGGAAAGCUACGCCCUCUCGUGUGAGAUUGAAGCCGCUGCCGACGCCAACACCACUUCCCCUAAGCCUCGGAAAAGCAUGGUGAAGAGGCUGAGCCUGCUAUUUCUGGGGUCUGACAUCAUCCCCGGGAGCACUCCCACCAAAGAGCAGCCCAAGUCCGCAGCCAGUGGGAGCUCUGGGGAGAGUAUGGACUCAGUCAGUGUGUCGUCCUGUGAAUCAAACCACUCCGAGGCUGAGGAGGGCCCCGUCACACCCAUGGACACACCAGAUGAGCCCCAAAAGAAGCUCUCUGAAUCCUCCUCUUCCUGUUCCUCCAUCCAUUCCAUGGACACGAAUUCCUCAGGGAUGUCGUCCCUAAUCAACCCCCUGUCCUCCCCUCCAACGUGCAACAACAAUCCUAAAAUCCACAAGCGCUCCGUCUCCGUGACAUCCAUUACCUCCACAGUACUGCCUCCUGUUUACAAUCAGCAGAACGAAGACACCUGCAUCAUCCGCAUCAGUGUAGAAGACAACAAUGGCAACAUGUACAAGAGCAUCAUGCUGACAAGCCAGGAUAAGACCCCCGCUGUGAUCCAGAGAGCGAUGUCGAAGCACAACCUGGAGUCGGACCCCGCCGAGGAGUAUGAGCUGGUGCAGGUCAUCUCGGAGGACAAAGAACUAGUGAUCCCGGACUCUGCAAACGUCUUUUACGCCAUGAAUAGCCAAGUGAACUUUGAUUUCAUUUUACGCAAAAAGAACUCGGUGGAGGAGCAGGUGAAGUUGCGCAGUCGGACCAGCCUGACUUUGCCCAGGACAGCUAAGCGGGGCUGCUGGAGUAACAGGCACAGCAAGAUCACCCUCUGAAAGGGACAGUACACUCCUACUGCCCAAGGCAGAGUGAGGCUGAGCAAAAGCCAUGGCGACGCCAACCACCACCCAGUGUUGAGCAUCAUUGGUGAAAGCGACAGAUAUUUAUAGAAUUCAGCUGUGCAGAGAGCACUGUGCAGGGGAGAGUGGAAGUGAAUUUGACAUUAAAAGGAUAAAAGGUUCACUGAUGCUCUUAGAUCUGAGAGUGAAUACAAAAUAGUCCAUAUUUUAAAAUAUAUAUACACACGCAUAUCGUGUGUGUAUGCGUGUGUUUGUGUGUGUGUGUGUGUGUGUGUGUGUGUGUGUGUGUAUGUAGAUAUACCAGAGGGACUAUACAGGAUAUUCUGGACUAUGGAAAAACCAAUUUGCACAAUGGCCUGGGAAGUUGAGGUCACUUUUUACAGGGAAACAGAAGGGACCAAGAACCUGGUCUCAUACUUCCAAGUAAAUAGAAUUAGAACUACCAAUGCGGAGUGUUCUUCAUGCCAGUAUUACAAGCCCAGGCUCUUAUUUUUGUAAAGGGAGAGAAUUCCUUUCUCAGUCAUGUGCCACCAGAUGACCAAACAGCAGAGAUUGACAUGGCCAUAGGCUGCAUGAAAGGCCACCAUGGAAAGGUUCGGAUGGGUCAGUGGUCUCUGCCCCCUGCUGGAGUCUGCUGGAGCAUCUGAGGCCUGUGUGCCUUGCUGGUCCCCGUCACAAUGCCCCUGGGGUCAACACAAGCUUGUUUCAAUUCCUGGAAACCCUGUUGUGUUUCUGCAUUCUCUCCUGAGGAACGCACCACAAUCAUUACCACACAGGUAGCCUCGGUCUUCCAUAACUUUUCAGCCAGAGAAGAAAGCGCAGAAGCACAGCAACUCCUCUGGACUCUCCUCUGUCUUGGACCACUCCACCACCCUCUGAUUGCCUUUGCAUGUAGCAGUGUACAUCCGGUCGUUUGCCAUCUUUAGCUGUGGGCCUCUGUCUUAUGAGCAGUUCUUCCUCAGGUGUAGACAUUUCUGCUGCAGUCAACUCCAUGCAAUCAUUUCAAGCCUGUGAAAGAUUUCUGAGCAGCAACCCCCCCCCCCCCCCCCCGUCAACCCCUCAGAAACUGUCUCCCACUGACUAACCGCGGCUCCUGUUUCCUUCUUUACUUUAGUAGCAUUCCUGUGUUCAGGUCACAGGGAGAGAAAGGAGACUGCGACUGCCGUCUCUGUCCUUUCUCACAGCAGUGCACCCUUAUAGAAGGGAAGAGUCGCGCUCUUCUUUCUCACCUCUCACUUACUCUCCUGGUGGCGCUGGUAAGUGAUGGGUUUUGUCUGUAAUAACAGUUUCAUUCUGUGCUUCCGAUCUGCGCUAUGCUGGGAUCUGAAUGGAAAAGCCAUACAUGAAGGAGCUGACAUGUAUAAGAAGCACUUUCAAAUUAUUGUUCCUUUUUAAUUUUUUUCUCCAAAUACCAGUUUUUAUUCCAAAAAUAAAGAGAAUGAACCCAGAAUACGAUAUCCA